AUGUCCAUGCUCAAGAGCUACCUGGGCCUUGGCUGGUCCAACUCUGCAUCGGAGUCCAAGGACGACAGCAACAACACGGUGCGCGCGCUCCCGGCGUCGUGGUACACCUCGCAGGACAUGUACGAGCUGGAGCGACGCGCCAUCUUCUCGCGGCGGUGGCUGCUGACGACGCACAAGCUGCGGCUCAAGAACUCGGGCGACUGGCUCAAGUACGAGGUGGCCGGGUUCCAGUUCGUGCUGUGCCGGGACCGGACGGGCUCGAUCAACGCAUUCCACAACGUGUGCCGGCACCGGGCCUUCCCCGUGGUGACGGGCGAGCAGGGCAACAACAAGGUCUUCUCGUGCAAGUACCACGGGUGGUCGUACGGGAUGAACGGCAAGCUGGCCAAGGCGCCGGGUUACCAGGACAUGGAGGAUUUCGAUGCGGCGAGCAACGGGCUGCUGCCGAUCCACGUGCACGUGGACCACAACGGGUUCAUCUGGGUCAACAUGGACGGCAAGGAGGUGCCGGAGGUGGCGUGGGAGGACGACUUUGGCGGCGUAGACACGCAGGAGCGGAUCGAGGAGUACAACUUUGACGACUACGAGUUUGACCACGCGUGGGAGAUGGAGGGCGAGUACAACUGGAAGAUCCUGGCGGACAACUACAACGAGUGCUACCACUGCAAGGUGGCGCACCCGGACAUUCCCAGCAUCGCGGACUUGGAGGCGUACAAGGUCGAGGUCAAGGACGCGUACAUUGAGCACUACGCCAACUCGACGCCGGAGCAGAUUGCCAAGGGCUUCAAGGUUGCGCCGACAUACUUCUUCCCGAACGCGUCCAUGAACGUUACACCCAACUUCUUCUUCACGCAGCGCUUCGUGCCCAUGGGCCCGAUGCGCUCCUUCAUGAAGUACGAGGUCUUCCGGCACAAGAACGCCGACGACGAAGCCUUCAAGACCAUCAACGACAUGUACAAGCGCAUCAUGUCCGAGGACAAGUACCUGUGUAUCAACGCGCAGCGCAACCUGUCCGCCGGCGUCUUCGUCAACGGCGAGAUGCACCCGACCAUGGAGAAGGGCCCCCUGUUCUUCCAGCGCAAGGUGCGCGAGGCGGUGCGCGAGCAUCACGCCAGGGAGACGCGCGAGGGCGGCGCGGAGAUUUGGCCGGCGAGGCAGAGGCUGCCGUGUGCGGUGAGGGGGAAGGGCGGUGAUGAUGAUGUUGAGUUUUGUGCCAAGGUGGACUGUGGUAGCAAGUUGGCGACCAAGAUGGCGGCGAAGCAGAUGAUUGAGGUGUAA
Messenger RNA from Cordyceps fumosorosea ARSEF 2679, 1278 nucleotides. Its product is annotated as Rieske domain protein. Bases 1 to 1278 code for a protein of 425 amino acids. The transcript has 2 exons. NCBI's taxonomy places the organism in Eukaryota, Fungi, Ascomycota, Sordariomycetes, Hypocreales, Cordycipitaceae. Gene Ontology annotation, molecular function: iron ion binding; 2 iron, 2 sulfur cluster binding. The record is from RefSeq and is a predicted model, not a curated record.